Aureococcus anophagefferens is the source of this 1399-nucleotide messenger RNA. RefSeq lists its product as hypothetical. The record is from RefSeq and is a predicted model, not a curated record. NCBI's taxonomy places the organism in Eukaryota, Pelagophyceae, Pelagomonadales, Pelagomonadaceae. The annotation marks the transcript as partial. The transcript has a single exon. Gene Ontology annotation, molecular function: 3',5'-cyclic-nucleotide phosphodiesterase activity. Gene Ontology annotation, biological process: signal transduction.
GGGCGAUCAUCUCUCGGAACGGUCUCGAAGCGUGGAUGCUAUUCCCGGAACGCGCGCGCGCGGAAGACUUACGUUGAAGCGACGUUGAAUCUCUCUUGUCCUGCCCAGGCCUCAAGCCGUCCGUGGGCGACUACGACAAGCGCACGCCCCUGCACCUCGCGGCGUCGAACGGCUGCCUCGACGCGGCGCGGUUCCUCGUCGACGACUGCCAGGCGGAGCUCAACGCCGCGGACCGCUGGGGCAACGGGCCCCUCGACGACGCGCUCCGCCACGAGCACGGCGCGGUCGUCAAGUACCUCGAGGCCCGCGGCGCGAGGCGGCUCCACGCGCUGCGCGCGAGCGACGCGGGCGCGCGGGGCGACGAGUGGCAGCCGCCGCGGCGCGUCGCCGUCGGCGACAGCGCGCGGCGCAAGUGCGCGAAGAUGCUCGCGAGCUGGGAGGACAACGACGUGCUCCAGCUCGAGAAGGCGUCGAACGGCCAGGCCAUGCUCCUCCUCGGCGAGGCGUUGAUCGGGUCCUUCGACGCCGUCGACAAGCCGACGCUGAACCUGUUCCUCCUGCGCAUCUCGUCGGACUACGGCGACAACCCGUACCACUCGCGCGCGCACGGCGCGGACGCGCUCCUCACGACGCACCUCCUGCUCACGAAGCAGGACCUCGCGAAGCGGUGCUCGCCGGACGAGCUGCUGGCGGCCUACGUCGGCGCCGCGGUCCACGACUACAGCCACCCGGGGUCGUCGAACGCGCACGAGGUCAAGGUCGCGUCGCCCCUCGCGCUCCGCUACAGCGACGACACGGUCCUCGAGCGCCACCACCUCGCCGCGGCCUUCAUGGUCCUGGCCGAGCCGCGCUUCGACGUUUUAGGCGGGCUCGGCAAGGACGCCAAGCCCGCGGCGCGCGCGCUCAUCAUCGAGCUCAUCCUCAUGACGGACCUGAAGCGGCACAGCGACUUCAUCGCGCGCAAGCUCAAGCCGCUGGGCCCCCGGGGCCACAAGGCCAUGCAGGGCGCCGACGAGCCCUGGGUGAGCCCGCUCAAGGGCGACGGCGUCGACGCGCGGCUCGUGCUCACCGUCGCGAUCAAGUUCGCGGACAUCGGCCACGUGCUCAAGCCCUUCGCCGUGCACAAGGCCUGGACGGAGCGCGCGACGGAGGAGUUCUGGCGCCUCGGCGACAAGGAGAAGAGCCUCGGCGUCGCCGUGUCGCCGCUCUGCGACCGCGCGAAGGACGUCGACGUCGCGCGGUCGCAGAUCGGCUUCUUCAAGUUCGUCUGCCUGCCCUUCUACAAGGUCGUCUUCGAUUUGCUGGACCCGGACAUGGCGCCGGCGCGCUUCAUGCGCGAGAACUUCUGGCGCUGGCUCCACCAGUCCCAGGAGCUCGCGGGCGACGCCGCGCGGCAGCG